This is a messenger RNA of Sinocyclocheilus anshuiensis, 1147 nucleotides long. RefSeq names its product retinaldehyde binding protein 1b (gene rlbp1b). Gene Ontology annotation, molecular function: phosphatidylinositol bisphosphate binding. The record is from RefSeq and is a predicted model, not a curated record. The coding region runs from base 118 to 1041 and encodes 307 amino acids. The transcript is spliced from 8 exons. Lineage: Eukaryota; Metazoa; Chordata; Actinopteri; Cypriniformes; Cyprinidae. Gene Ontology annotation, cellular component: membrane.
AAUCCAUCACAGGUCACACUACAAAUUAUUGGAGCCUGCUGUUCCGCACCUCACUCAGUUCUGUUGGCUUGAGCAGCACCGCAUUGUGUCAGAACGUUGCACUGAGCAUCUGAAGCAAUGGCUGUUGUUAGUGGAACAUUCCGGAUGGUGUCCGAGGAGGAGCAGGCCCUCAGGGCUAAACUGGAGCACCUCACGGUCAAAGAUCACGGGCCGGUGUUCGGACCUUACGCCCAAAUACCUGACCACACGGUGCAGAAGGCUAAAGAUGAGCUAAAUGAGACAGAUGAGAAGCGAGUGUCAGCUGUAAAGGAGCUCAGAGGUAUUAUCAAAGAGAAGGCGGAUUCUGGAGACGACCUUGCUAAAGGUGUUCAGGACACUUUUGGGGACAACCCCGAUAGUGUGCUGGUGAGGUUCAUCCGUGCUAGGAAAUAUGAAGUAAACAGGGCCUAUGAACUCAUGAAGGGAUAUGUGCGCUUCAGGCGGGAUUACCCUGAACUCUUUGAAAACUUGACCCCAGAGGCUGUCCGCAGCACCAUCGAGGCCGGUUACCCAGGGAUCCUGUCCAGCAGAGAUAAAUAUGGCCGUGUGGUGCUGCUCUUCAACAUUGAGAACUGGGAUUAUGAGGAGAUCACUUUUGAUGAGAUCCUCAGAGCCUAUUGCGUGAUCCUGGAGAAGCUUCUGCAAAAUGAUGAGACUCAAAUCAACGGGUUUUGCAUCAUUGAAAACUUUAAGGGUUUCACCAUGCAGCAAGCCUCUGGCAUCAAGCCCACAGAGCUGAAGAAAAUGGUGGACAUGCUGCAGGAUUCUUUCCCUGCGCGUUUCAAAGCAGUGCACUUUAUCCACCAGCCCUGGUACUUCACCACCACCUACAAUGUGGUCAAACCCCUGAUGAAGAGCAAACUGUUGGAAAGGGUGUUUGUUCACGGUGAUGAGCUGGAGAACUACUUCAAGGAGUUUGAUGCUGAAAUCCUGCCUUCAGACUUCGAUGGGAAAGGCCCCAAAUAUGACGGAAAGGUCACAGCAACACAACUCUUUGACUAAGCACUUUUUAUCUGUGGCAGUACAAGCACGCGACUGUGUGUUAUUUUAGUUGUAUUGUAUUACAGAAUGAUUGAAUGUGUUUUUGUUUUUCUGAGAGUGAACCCAG